Molecule: messenger RNA, 574 nt
Organism: Talpa occidentalis (Iberian mole)
Lineage: Eukaryota; Metazoa; Chordata; Mammalia; Eulipotyphla; Talpidae
Gene: GP9
Product: glycoprotein IX platelet
Exons: 2
Coding region: 27-560 (177 amino acids)
Molecular function (GO): protein binding
Source: RefSeq, a predicted model, not a curated record
GCCUGAGAAGGGAGUCAGCCGGCCCGAUGCCUGCCUGGGGGGCCCUGUUCCUGCUCUGGGCCACUGCAGAGGCCACCACGAACUGCCCCACACCGUGCACCUGCCAGGCUCUGGAAACCAUGGGGCUGUGGGUGGACUGCGGGAGCCGGGGGCUCACAGCCCUGCCUGCCCUGCCCAUCCACACCCGCCACCUCCUGUUAGCCAACAACAGCCUACGCUCCGUGCCUCCCGGCGCCUUCGACCACCUGCCCCAGUUGCAGACCCUGGACGCCUCAAAGAACCCCUGGCACUGCGACUGCAGCCUCACCUACCUGCGCCUCUGGCUGAAGGACCACACGCCCGAGGCCCUGCUGCAUGUCCGCUGCGCCAGCCCCCGCCUCGCCACCAGACGCCCACUGGGUCAGCUGACCGGCUAUGAGCUGGGCAACUGCGGCUGGCGGCUCCAGGAGUCCUGGGCCUACCCGGGCGUCUGGUGGGACGUGGCUCUGGUGGUCAUGGCGGUGCUGGGCCUGGCUCUCCUGGCUGGUCUGCUGUGCACCGCCACAGAUCCCCUGGACUGAGCCCAGGCCCCAGG